Aethina tumida (small hive beetle) is the source of this 4379-nucleotide messenger RNA. Its product is annotated as E3 ubiquitin-protein ligase SHPRH. Gene Ontology annotation, biological process: protein polyubiquitination; DNA damage response. Gene Ontology annotation, cellular component: nucleus. Lineage: Eukaryota; Metazoa; Arthropoda; Insecta; Coleoptera; Nitidulidae. Bases 120 to 4304 code for a protein of 1394 amino acids. Gene Ontology annotation, molecular function: ATP-dependent chromatin remodeler activity; ATP binding; ubiquitin protein ligase activity. The record is from RefSeq and is a predicted model, not a curated record. The transcript is spliced from 14 exons.
AAUUAGUUUGUUGGUAAAUUUAUUUAUAAUAAUAAUAUUAUUAUUAUUAUUCUAAACUAAUAGUGGGUGAUUUCACCAAGUUAAGAUAAAAAACAAAUCCGGCAACUAAUUUUUUUAAAAUGGUAAGAUCAAAAAGUACCCCAAAACAAAAAUCUACAGAUAGAUUUUGCGAAAACGACAUCAGUGGAUACAUUCCUGUUCUUAAAAAGAAAAAAAGAUUGUCACAUGCAACAAAAUUGGCUUCAUGCAAAACUUCAGGACCAACAGAUAAAAACAAGUCAUUGAUUUUGGGGGAACUUGAAAUUGGUCCAACAAAUAACUGCUUUAACAAUGAGUGUCCACAAGAAUGGAAUGUAACCAUCAACAAAAAUCAAAAUUCAAUUGUAUUGGAACAAACAGAACACACUGUCAUUGUCAGCAAGGCAAAUGACAUUGAUCUAAUUGAAGAUGUUGUAACAUCGAAGUUAUUUGCCAUUGAGUUUAAGCAAAAGGAUGAAACUGUAACAGCAUCAAUUUACAUUAAAACACUGCCACUGCCAAAACAUAAUAGAAAAAUUGGUUCAUGUUUCAAACAACUGUUUAAAAUUUUUUAUAACAUAUCACAUGAAGACUGCAAAGGCAACACAGAUGAGUUAGCUGGUGAUCCCAUUGAUUGUGGAGAUCUUAAUAAGAUUUAUGACAGCAUAAGAGAAUCAAGAGCAAUAAAUGUUAAUGAUUCCAUUAACGUCCAACAUCCAAAAUUGAAACCCAAACUCAGAGAAUAUCAAGUUGAUGCUGUCAAAUGGAUGUUGAGUAGAGAAACUAUUGACAAUAAUGAUUCUGAUGAGUUGCAUCCAUUAUUCACUGCCAUUGAACUGCCAUCCGGGACAACGCUUUACUACGAUAAAUAUUCAGGCUUCGUCCAAGACGAUAAGCCUAAAAUAACGCCUUCGAGCAAAGGCGGAAUUUUGGCCGACGAAAUGGGCCUGGGCAAAACCGUGGAGGUGAUCGCUUGUAUGUUGUGCAACCCAAUGGAAAAACCACCUGAAUCCGACGACACUCCUAGUCCGAGUAAACCAACAGUCGACCACAUAAUACAAGCGAACCACGAGAAGAAAAAAAGACUCGCACCAUUGCAGAAGGCCGCUCGUAAAGACGCGGCCUCCACAUCAAAACCCGAACCGGAAACGCCACCGAAGAAGAAAAUAUCACUGACGCGCGUUGCUUUGGAGAAGUACUACGCGCACGUGUUGUUCGGCAACAGAAAGGAGGAAAAAAAGGAGCCCUCGAUUCAGUGCAUCUGUUCGGAACAGAACGAGGAUGGCAAAAUUGAGUGCGGCAACUGCGGGAAGUUCCAACAUCGACUGUGCACCGGCUACGAAGACCAUUUCGGUACCUUCAAGUGUUCGCAAUGCUGGAUGGAGGAGGAAAUUUUCGAUGUCGGUGGAACUUUAAUCGUCACACCCAAAUCGCUGAAGAAACAGUGGAUCAACGAAAUGAUGAAGCACGUCGAUGGGAAGUUUAAUAUUUUGGUUUAUGAUGACGCGAGGGACACCACCAUCUAUCCGGUGAAAUUGAAGGAGUACGACGUAGUCAUUACCACUUAUAAUGUUCUGCAGAACGAGAUAUAUUUGACCAACAACAAUCUGGAUAAAAACUUCCGACGCAAGAGGGUGUAUUCACCACGUGGAUGUCCAUUAAUCAGAGUUAAAUGGUGGCGUUUGUGUUUGGACGAAGCACAAACUGUAGACGCUCCCAAAUCAAUGAUCUCAUCAAUGAGCCGAAUGCUGGAGGCUAAUUACCGAUGGGCUGUAACUGGUACUCCUUUGUCCAAAAAUAUUUCUGAUAUUUACGGUUUGAUCAAUUAUUUGCACAUCACCCCAUUCAAUGAUGAAGAUACAUGGACCAAUAUUCUGUAUAAUCCCUUUAAAAAGGGCGACAGCCAACCCAUGUGCAAUUUUCUGUCCAAAGUUAUGUGGCGUACCGAGAAACGAAACGUUUUGAAUCAAAUCAACAUCCCUCCACAACACACUAAAGAAUACGUUUUGGAAUUUUCCGCUGUCGAAAAGUUCUACUAUAAUAAAGAGCAUGAAAUGAGCAGGGAUUUGUUCUUUACUUCCCUUGAGGGUUUUGAUGUUGACGCCACUUUAAAAAGCCUCCAGAAACGAGACUUAAACAAAAUAAUGGCACCAUUUUUGUCACUGAGACAAGCUUGUUCCCAUCCGAAUGCGACCCGGGGCAAAUACCUGGCAACGAGAAAGAACAUUUCGUCGGUGAAAGGCCUUCUGGACGCUCUGAUCGAGAAAAACGGCACCGAAUGCGAAGAGAUGCUGCGCACAAUCGUCGCCUCGCUGAACGGCAUGGCCGGAAUAUGCAUCCUGUACGGGGACAUGAACCAAGCCGUCGAUAAAUACAGACAAGUGCUGCAGUUGUCCGCCCGUUUUUCCAAAGAGGAGAACGGCCUGCAAGUCGACACGCUUCAAAUGAUUCACGCUAUGCACAACUUGUCGGAGGUGCUUCCGACCGUCACAAACGUUGAGCCCACUUUGCACGACUCGACGUUGAAAACGGAUUGUGCGAAGCUCGAGCAAAAGUAUAUUGAAAAGUUUAACGGCGAAUCUAAGGCUUGUUUUCUUAAAUGGCAAGAAAUUUACAUGAAAAUCGAGCAGUUAGAGACAAAGUUCGCUCUGAGACCCGGACAAUGGUAUUCCGAUGGCAUUCAUUACUUAACCAGCGUCGAUUACUACGACAAAUUGAUUGGAAAAAUACAAAGCACUUGUGACAAUGCGAUGAUUAAAUGCACGUUAAAAUAUGAAGGCGGCGACUUACUUUACAUAUUGAGCUCGUGGGAUGAAGCGGUGCGCAACUUGAGGACGCAGCUGGUGGCCGCGAUUGAAACCUUGUACCGGGCUGACGGAACGGACGGCGAGGAUGUCAAGAUUGUCAUUGACCAGUUACUAAUUUCGCAAGCCAUGAAUUGUCAUCUGAGGCCUCAGAAAAAAGGAAAGCAACGCAAAUGCGGCGUUUGCGACGCGAACAGGCACUUUGUCAAGUACGAAUCGAAGUUGUUCAGCGCGGUGGGAAGGACAAUGAAAUCGGAAGAAUUUUUAGAAACCAACAAAGGCACAUGGGUACCAACCAUGGAAGAAGCCAUUAUAAAAAGUCUACAACCUUCUUUGAAGAGCAAAAAUGCCAGUAAUCUAAUCGUGGCUGACGGAGAGAAUCAUUUAAAUUUGCUUGAGUUGUUGAAGGAAGAGUUUAAAGCCAUGCGUAAGUUCUGGACAGCUUUAUACCAACAAAUCAAUGCUCAAGAUGAAUUGGAUAUUUGUAAAAUUAGAAUGGCCCUCAAAGAAGAGGAGUCCGAAAACGAAGAGGACGAAGAAGUAAAAAAAAUGAAACGUAAGAAGAAUGCUACGUUGAAAAAACUUGAUUAUGAUAUUGAAGAUAAAACUAAAUCUUUCAAUCAACUUUCCCCGCAUGAAAUGGCGUACCAUGAAAGCAAAUUGCGUAUGGAAGAACAAGACGCUACAGUUAAACUAGAGAAAAAUCUAGGUACAAAGAAAUAUCUAGAAACUUUAAAAAAACAACAAUAUGAAGGACAAAGUCCGGAUCCUUGUCCUAUUUGUAAGAACCCUCUGACAGUUCACUGGAGCAUUUUAUCAUGCGGUCACUCGUACUGCAUUGAAUGCAUUCAACUGUUGCUGGGAAACGUUCAACGCAAAUCGUUCCAAUGUUCGAUCUGUCGUAAGAAACUCAAUCUGACUGAUAUAUCUUACAUAAAGGCGGACGGAAAUGAUGCGCAACAAGAUGCGGUCACCAUCAGAGGCAACUUCUCCACUAAAAUUGAAGCGGUUGUUAAACUGUUGCUCGAUAUUAAAAAGGAAACGCCAGAGGUGAAGGUUUUGCUGUUUUCCACGUGGGUUCCCGUACUAAGAAGUUUAAAAGAAGCAUUCGAUGUUAAUUUUAUCUCCAACGAAAUAAUCUGUGAUAGUUACAAGUUCGAGCAAAAAAUCGAUCAUUUUAAAACCAAAUUUUGUACCGUACUAUUAAUGCCGUUAAGUUUAGGUUCUAAAGGUUUAAACAUCAUUGAAGCGACUCAUGUCGUUCUGAUUGAACCCGUAUUGAAUCCGGCGGAUGAACUGCAGGCUAUAGGAAGAGUUCACAGAAUUGGCCAAACUAAGGAAACGUACAUACAUAAAUUUUAUAUUAAAGACACCAUUGAAAAAAAACUUUUUGAGGCCACAUCGACUCAUUCCGACAAUUGGGAGUCCAAUAAAGUUACCAUUAAACAACUUACGGAUUUAUUUAUUUGUGAUGAUGAAUGAAACAGUAUUUUAAUCAAAAGACAUGUAUAAUUUUUUAAAAAUUAAGUGUUAUCAAUACAUUCCCAUUUGACAUAG